Pelmatolapia mariae (spotted tilapia) is the source of this 4355-nucleotide messenger RNA. It is a transcript of the gene evi5b, whose product is annotated as ecotropic viral integration site 5b. The transcript has 20 exons. Bases 334 to 2778 code for a protein of 814 amino acids. The record is from RefSeq and is a predicted model, not a curated record. NCBI's taxonomy places the organism in Eukaryota, Metazoa, Chordata, Actinopteri, Cichliformes, Cichlidae.
UCUGUCCCAGCUCCGCAGACAUUUGUGUACACGUAUUACGGCUGCAUGGGCUGGACCCAAGAGUCAAUGGGAACGAGCUAACUUAACGCUGGCUAGCUUUCAAGUGAAAACCGAUCUAGGCUAUCUUGGGUAACAUAUGUACUUGGGUGAACCGUGUGAAAACCUGUCGUUUUCUCAUAGUAUCAGGACUAGCACACUUUCGUGCAUGGGAAGCAGGCGACGUCUGCUGCGGGUGGCUAAAAACGGUUCAAGGUGGCGACAGAAAAGGUUGCUGGUAAGCUGAGUUCUACUCUCUCAUGGGUGAAGAACUCGGUGUCCCACACGGUCAGUCAGAUGGCUAGCCAGGUGGCCGCGCCCACAUCCUUGCAGACCACUGCUACCUCCUCCUCCACCUCUUUGUCCUCGCCUGGCCUCUCCCCAUCCUCGCCGGCCCAGCUCAGUCCUGAUGAUGUGGAGCUACUUGCCAAGCUCGAGGAGCAGAACAGGCUACUGGAGACAGACAGCAAGUCGCUGCGCUCCAUGAAUGGCUCCAGGCGAAACAGUGGCUCAUCCCUGGUGUCCAGUUCCUCCGCCUCAUCCAACCUGUCCCACCUGGAGGAGGACUCAUGGAUUUUGUGGGGGCGAAUUGUCAAUGAAUGGGAGGAAGUGCGCAAGAAGAAAGAGAAGCAGCUUAAGGAUCUUGUUAGGAAAGGGAUUCCUCAUCAUUUUCGAGCUAUAGUGUGGCAGCUGUUGUGUAAUGCCCAGAAUAUGCCCAUCAAGGAUCAGUACUCAGAAUUAUUAAAGAUGACGUCACCCUGCGAGAAGCUCAUACGCAGAGACAUCGCUCGCACUUAUCCUGAACAUGAGUUCUUCAAGGAGAAAGACAGCUUGGGUCAGGAAGUGCUCUUCAAUGUCAUGAAGGCAUAUUCUCUGGUGGACCGUGAGGUCGGCUAUUGUCAGGGAAGUGCGUUCAUUGUGGGUCUGCUGCUCAUGCAGAUGCCCGAAGAGGAAGCAUUCUGCGUGUUUGUGAAGCUGAUGCAGGACUACAGAUUACGAGAACUCUUCAAACCCAGCAUGGCUGAGCUGGGACUCUGCAUGUAUCAGUUUGAGUACAUGAUCCAGGAGCAACUCCCAGAGCUUCAUAUACAUUUCCAAGCUCAGAGCUUUCAUACCUCCAUGUAUGCCUCUUCUUGGUUCCUCACCAUCUUCCUCACCUCCUUCCCUUUGCCCGUUGCCACGAGGAUCUUUGACAUCUUCAUGUGUGAGGGCCUGGAGAUUGUUUUCCGCGUGGGGCUCGCCAUCCUACAGAUGAACCAGGCGGAACUCAUUCAGCUCGACAUGGAGGGAAUGUUACAGCACUUUCAGAAGGUCAUCCCACACCAGUUGGACAGUGGACCAGAUAAGGUCAUCCAGGCUGCUUAUCAAGUUAAAUACAACGCCAAGAAGAUGAAAAAGUUAGAAAAAGAGUACACUACAAUCAAAACAAAAGAGAUGGAGGAACAGGUGGAGAUAAAGAGGUUGCGGACAGAGAACAGGCUUCUGAAGCAGAGGAUAGACACACUAGAGAAAGAAAGCGCUUCCUUGGCAGAUAGAUUGAUCCAGGGACAAGUGACUCGAGCUCAAGAGGCAGAGGAAAACUACCUGGUCAAACGGGAGCUGGCUACAGUCAAACAGCAGAGCGAGGAGGCCGGUGCUCAGCUGGAGCAGGCCAAGAAAACCAUCAGGCAGCUCCAGCAGCAGCAGCCACAAGGGAAGGGACCCCCACGCUUCUCUGAGGAGUCCGUCCUGCAGCUGGAGAGAGAGCUCGUGCAGGCCCGACUAAAGGAGGCAGAGUCCCAGUGUGCACUCAAGGAAAUGCAAGACAAGAUUCUCGAUAUGGAAAAAAGGAACACAUCGCUACCAGAUGACACCAAUGUGGCGCGGCUGCAAGAAGAGCUGAUCGGGGUGAAGUUGAGGGAAGCGGAGGCGCUGACUGGACUGAAAGAGCUGAGACAGCAGGUUAGAGAUCUGGAGGACCACUGGCAGCGUCACUUGGCACGCACCGCUAGCCGCUGGAAGGACAGUCCUAAGAAGAACACCAUGAGCGAGCUGCAGGACGAGUUGAUGAGCGUCAGGCUACGUGAGGCCGAGGCUCAGGCAGAGCUUCGAGAGAUGCGGCAAAGGAUGUUGGAGCUGGAGACACAGAAUCAGAUUCACAACAACCAGCUGCGUCGAGCGGAGCAGGAGAGUCGCUCUCUGCAGGAGCGCGUGCAGAAACUGACAACACAAAACAAAGAUCUAAACGUGCAACUGCAAGAAAUCAAGAGGAGACAAGCUGAGAUUGAAUGCAAGAGCAAGGAAGAAGUAAUGGCAGUGAGGCUGAGGGAAGCUGACAACAUUGCUGCUAUGGCUGAACUCCAGCAACAGAUCUCUGAGCUCGAGAUUCAGAAAGAAGAAGGAAAGGUCCAAGGCCAGCUGAACCACACAGAUUCGAGCCAGUACAUCCGCGACCUCAAAGACCAGAUAGCAGAGCUACAACAUGAGAUUCGCUGCUUAAAAGGACAGAGGGGGCGCUUGGCCAAUCAGCCCACUUUUGAUGGGAUCCAUAUUGUCAACCACUACAGGGCGGAUGAUGAGUCUUACCAGUCUUCGGACGACGAUGGGGUCAAGGUCUCCCCCCUGCAGGUCCCCCAGCAGAGGAGCCGUAUCAAACUACACCCCAAACUCGAGGACACCGACAGCGAUGAGGAGGAGGAGGACGGAGAGGCCCUGCGGAUCUCUGUUCCUCAGAGCAGCAGCCACAAGACCACCUCCGUGUGAGCGGCGCCCGCCAGCUGCUGAAGUGGAAACGGAGGCUGUCAGCACUAACUGUGGAAGAGAGGGUCAUCCAGCAAACCAUUUCAGAGGAGACUCCUGAACUUGAAGAAAGAAAUGCAUCAUCAUCAUCAUUUCAUAUCCUGAGAAUCACACGUGGAUUUAGUUUUGUUUACCUUCCUUUUGCAGUUUUUUUGUUGUUGUUUUGGGGGGUUUUGUGAGGGAAGCCAGAAGCUCAGUCUGAACCUCAGUAGAGGCUCAAAUCACGUGGAGCGUCUCAGACUCUACUGGGCCACAGAGACCUGACAAAGAGGAGGAGAAGGGCGAUCUCAGUCUGUCACUCCUGACCACUUCUUCUAGGUACAACACAGAAAAAGAGACUGUGCAAUAAAAACGUUUUACUCUAUAUUACACACUUCAUGUUUUUAUAUUUUAAAGCUUUUUAUAAAUGAACAUCAGAAAUGCAUUGAUGCCGUUACUACUAAGUGUCCAUCAUGCAGAGGCGGAUUUGUAUGAGUGCUAUGCGUGCGCAUGUAUAAAUAUCUAUAUUUCUAACGUCUUGAAGAGCUUGGUCAGAGCCUGGUAUCAAACUGGCUUGUAUCAGCCAGCGACGACUCGAUGACUUUCUUUGGCCUUAGCACAUGCCGCAUGCCUUUCAAGGUCAAAGUGACGUUGCGUACAUGUAGAUAUGUAAAUGUGUAUCAUGUUGUUUGUUUCCCCCCACUUCCUUUUGAACUUGAAAAUGCAUAUCUGGUGUUUAGAAUAUGCUGUACAUUUGAGAAUAAAGGGACAUAUAAUGUAGUUUAACACAAAUAACAAAUCCUGCUUUUGAGACGAGGGAGGUGAAUUCCUGGUAGAAUAACUAGUCACCACUCUUUAGAUGCUUUUGAACUCUCUGUUCUUAAAGCAGCCAGCAUGUUAAUAAGUGCAGAUGGGGACAGGUUUAUUUCUUAGCUACUGUUGCUGUUUUACCAAGUUCUCUGAAAGCAUCACGAUCUUACUUUCAUGAUGAGGUAAAAGGAGAAAGUCAUUUCAGUGCAUAAUGACUCAAAGCUGAGUGAUGCCUCUCAUAUGUUCUGAGUGUCACUAAUUUGCACGGAAUUGAUGACAGUCUGAGAGAACUUUGGCCAGGAGAUGAAGCCGAGAUAAAGCAACACUUAACAACACAACAUGGAAACUAAUCGGGACCGGCAAAGUGUUACCAAAGCGAGGCCUAUGUUCUGGAUCUACAAGCCACUCCAUUUCAUGACCUGGAUGUGUAAAAGUCAAUUUCUCUGAAUGUCUGAACACUAACUUCUGUAUGAAUCGAGGCAGCCGCAGUCUCCAGGAACCAGCAAAGAUUCUGACUUUGAGCAGGUGAUGAUGAUGUUAAUGUCUCUUUGAUGAUGAAAGAGGAGAGGAACACGUAAUGGCACUUUUUUUUGAGUCUGCAGUGCAGUAUGGACACACUAUGAUGCAGUCAAGCACACUCUGCAAACUAAAUGAGAUUGUUAAAUAUAUAUGUGUGUGUGUGUGUGAGUGAGAGAGAAAGAGAGUGAGCGAAAGGGAUGAAUUCACAAUAAAAUUGUUUGAUAAACUCCUGA